Molecule: messenger RNA, 1857 nt
Organism: Morone saxatilis (striped sea-bass)
Lineage: Eukaryota; Metazoa; Chordata; Actinopteri; Moronidae
Gene: mbd4
Product: methyl-CpG binding domain protein 4
Exons: 8
Coding region: 233-1648 (471 amino acids)
Biological process (GO): DNA repair
Cellular component (GO): nucleus
Molecular function (GO): DNA binding; pyrimidine-specific mismatch base pair DNA N-glycosylase activity
Source: RefSeq, a predicted model, not a curated record
CUCGGAUCGGCACACUACUUCCUGUGUGUGUUGUGUUCGCCGUAACUAGACUUCCACUUCCACAGUGUUGACAUCAGAAAGCACCCGGGACAGGAGAGUAUCGGUCAACGCAUUUGUCCUGUAUGGAAGUAAAGGUGACACACACCAGGAAUGGCUGAUGUGGGAGUAAAAAGUCAUCUGCUGAAGCUUUAACACUGACUCCACCACAAAAACAAAAAACACACUCAUCAAAAUGCACCCUGCUGGCUGUCAUAUCCGGCUUGAGACCAGCGGAGACACAAAUAAACAAAGUCACAAGGACAAGGAUGAUUCGUGCCACACUUCAAUAAUGCCCCCUGGCUGGAUCAGGGAGGUGAGGCAGAGGAAAGCUGGCAAGACAGCAGGCAAACUGGACGUCUACAUUACAAGUCCCCAAGGGCUGAGGUUCCGGUCAAGAGCAUCCCUGCAUGCUUUCCUCUUAAAAAAUGGAGAAGAGAACUUGGACAUAAACCUUUUUGAUUUCACUGCAUUGAAAGGCAAUGAUAUCACCACCCUUUCCCAAGUGAAACAGAGGGGAAGAAAGAAAAAACAUGCAGAUGCACAGCAGGAGGAUGCAAGGGAAAUACUGGAUCCACCUCCAAAUAUCUCCAAAUCUAAAAGAGCCUCUUCCUCCCUCAGACGUACUAAAGACAAGAAAGUUAGGAGUUUGGAGGAUUCUAACCAUAUUAACACUGACAUUGUACCAGAGGAGAUCCCACAUAUACCAGAAGAACAAGCUGCUCCUUCAACCACAGUGGAGGAUGUCACACUGCAGAGGAGCCCUCACAGGGUGGGUCUGCUCAGGGAGAAGCUCCUCAGACUGGCUCCCUCCAGUAACCAGCAAAACACUUUGGUUGUUGACAAGUGCGAACAGGCACACUCGCAGCCUUCUGUCCCGAUUCUGAAUGUUGAACCUGCCACUGAGAGCGAGAAUGAGGGUGAGGAUGAACGAGCCGGAGACGACGAGAUUCACGACAAAGGUGACAACAAACCUAAUUCUGAACUGGAGGCUGAUGCCGACAGUCACCAGGAUGUGGAAGACAAAGUGUUAUUACCUGACAUCACUUGUGGGGGCACACCAGUGAGAGAUUCCCAGAAUAAGUCCAAGAACAUGGAAGACAAACGGAAAACAAGCCCUUAUUUCAGCAAGAAACCCCCCAAAGAUGCCCUUAGCCCACCCAGGAGGAAGGCCUUCAAGAAGUGGACACCCCCUCGCUCUCCCUACCACCUCGUACAGGAAACCCUUUUCCAUGACCCCUGGAAGCUCCUGGUGGCCACCAUUUUUCUGAAUAAGACCAGUGGUAAGAUGGCCAUACCAGUACUGUGGCAGUUCUUUGAACUUUACCCAUCUGCAGAGGUGACCCGAGAGGCCGACUGGAAGCCCAUGUCUGAACUUAUGAAGCCACUAGGCCUGUAUGAGCUCAGGGCCAAAACACUUGUUCGCUUCUCAGAUGAAUAUCUAACUAAACAGUGGCGUUACCCCAUUGAGCUGCAUGGUAUUGGGAAGUAUGGCAAUGACUCCUACAGGAUCUUCUGUGUGGGAGAAUGGAGACAGGUGACACCUGAAGAUCACAUGUUAAACAAAUACCAUGCCUGGCUGUGGGAGAACCAUGAAACACUCGGAAUCUGAAACACAAAGUUUGAGGAACGUCAAGGAAGAAAAUAAGUUAUAUCGCAACACUGCAGUUAUGUAACAAUAUGAGUAUUAUGAUGAACUUACAAAGUUAAACCUGAAUUGCUUUAAAAUGAUGCAGUGACAGUCUGAAGAUAUCAACAUUAUCCUUUCCUCAAAAAGUUUUACUUAAUCUGUAAUAAAAUGUUUUAAGUAGUUUAAAAGUU